Messenger RNA from Amoebophrya sp. A120, 1967 nucleotides. The record is from the annotation of a GenBank genome assembly. Lineage: Eukaryota; Dinophyceae; Syndiniales; Amoebophryaceae.
UCAGCUGCUAGUGCUACCCCAUGCCUGUCUUUCUCUGUUGACUUGACCCUGACGCCUGUGUUUCGAUUCAAGUUUGUAUGAAAGACACAGGUUUUCUUGUUUCAGGUCCAAGGAAGGCAAUUUUGGUGGCAGAGCCGCUGUUUCAACAUCCGUGGUUUCAGUACAACAGUGGCGCAGGGGGCACGGGAACGUCAGCUGCUCGUACCCCAUGCCUGUCUUUCUCUUAUCAAAAGGAAAAAUUUCCCCCUCCGCAUACUGCAAAGGUAUACUUUGGGAAAUGUGUCAUGCUGAUUCGUGGUCAAAAAUCGUGUCUGUCUUGCAGGAAGGCAACUCCGCAGACAACCGCCACACUGUGCAGGCGGUUUGUCAUGCUGCUGGGCCUACAGUGCGGACGUUUUUCAUGCUAAAGCGCCUAGGCCAAAGCCUCUCUACUCACCCUUAGUAUGGGCCUGCAGUGCUCUCCCGCACGAAAGCGCUGACUUGUUUACACAAAUCCAGCAUCAGAAGUUUCGUUUUGGUAUGGGGAGGGGGGAGUUUUCCCUUCGAUAUCUCUGUUGUUUCGAUUCAAGUUUGCUGGAAGACGCAGUUUAUGGAUUGCAAAAAUGCCUGGGUCUGGAAACUUGUGAUGCUAAAAUGUGGACGAUGGAAACCGUUCCGAAUGCAACACAGCAUCACAACUUUUCAGAGCGCUCUCUUAUAGGAAAUCCGCAUGAGAAAGUGCGUUUUUGCGUGUACAAAAGAGGCUGUUACUUUUGUUGGUUUUAUGCAGUACAGAUUUCCUGGGUAUAAUGGAGAGCUAGCAUUACAAGUUGCAACCUUCCAGACCCAGACACUUUUGCUUUGGAUACAGUUUUUCUUGUUUCAGGUCCAAGAGAGGCGAUUUUGGUGGCAGAGCCGUUGUUUCAACAUCCGUGGUUUCAGUACAACAGUGGCGCAGGGGGCGCGGAGGUGCCAGCAGGCGUGUCUAGUGUAGUCGUGUGUAUCAGUUCUUAUUAUACGGUGUAGAGAUGUCGUUUACAUUUAUUCAAAUUACUUUUAUGUAAGAAGAACUCAAAGCCCCACUGAACUUUACGACUUUAUUUCCCGCAUGAUGUUCCGUUUUAUUCUGUAGUGCCUGUCAUACAUUAAAAUUCCUGCUUUAUCCGGUUUUUUUUACUGUAUCGCAUUAUACUAGUACACGAAAGAAGACCACAGCCAGGGCAGAUGCUGUGGUUCCAGAAGCUCCUGCUGCUGCGGCUUGCCGAAGGAGAAAAACAAGCGCCGCAAGAAUUUCGAACUGCACAGCUGCACUCGUUGCCGUUGUUUCUUGCUACGAAAUUAUUUGUGAAGGAAGGCUGCGUUGUACAAAAACCUCUCUUGCUACAGGUUACAGCACAUGUAUCCUCAUAUUUCUUCACUCACGCGUUGCGGAAGUCGCUCGCUGAACUUCCCGCUGAACAAUCUGAAACGAAGAUGUUUUUGCUGUCGCAGGUCCUCGCGCAAACGCGAUGCUCCGGUUGUUUUCAUCUUUCCAUAUUUUCCCUACAACAACAUCAAACAAACACCAUCAUAGUGAGAAACUGAGAGCUUUCGACAACGGUUCAGUAGUGGGCUGUUGCUCCACUUCGCUCUACCGUGAGCUUCUUUUAGCGGCGAUUCUCACGCUACUGUCGUAGCUAGUUCCCUAUUGUUGUGUUGAUGUGGUGAAUUUGUUAUGCGAGACCAAGCAAAUGCUACCACUUGCAUGUCGUUGGUCGCGUAAAUACAAGGUGAAAAACAUGUGUAAAGUGAAAGGAAAUUCGUCGUCUCUCUUGCUUCUCGUGAAAAAGGUCAAGAUGUGCGCCGGUUUGACGGUGUGCCACAAACCGGAGUAAAGGUUGAAAAUUUGCAUUACAAAUUUGCCAAACGCGUCGCAUUGUGCAAUAGCACUUAGCACGGUGUGAUCCAGUUUGUUCUACAAAUCGAAACGGCGAAAAAGGUAAAGCAGG